Andrographis paniculata is the source of this 882-nucleotide messenger RNA. RefSeq lists its product as uncharacterized. Gene Ontology annotation, molecular function: ADP binding. Lineage: Eukaryota; Viridiplantae; Streptophyta; Magnoliopsida; Lamiales; Acanthaceae. Gene Ontology annotation, biological process: defense response to other organism. The record is from RefSeq and is a predicted model, not a curated record. The transcript has 7 exons. The coding region runs from base 1 to 882 and encodes 293 amino acids.
AUGGGUGGCAUUGGUAAGACUACUCUUGCUCGGAAUUUGUACGACGAUCCCUUAAUUGUUUCUCACUUCGACAAACGUGGCUGGACGACAGUUUUUGGCGAAGAAACUUGCCCAUCCGAACUCGAAAAUGUUGGGAAAAGGAUUGCGAAGAAUUGUUCGGGGCUGCCUCUUGCAAUUCAUGUCGUCGGAGGACUUCUUGCUCAGUUAAAUAGAUUCGAAAAAUCUUGGGAAAAUAUUGCGGAUGAAACCGUGUUUUCUUUAUAUGAGUGCAUUUCCAGAAGAUUGGAAGAGGCGGCGCAAUUUUACUUAGAUGAACUUGUCGAUAGAAAUCUUUUGUUAGUUAUAGCGAAGAAUUUAAAGGAUCCGCGAAAAGCUAUAAGAGUUUUAAGCGCGGAAGCAAUGGCUAUAUCUAAGGAAGCCGAGAAGCUCGUGAACUUGAGACAUAUCAAGUUUGUCGAUAUGUGUCCAUAUUUGGACAUUCCUUACGACGAAGACGAAGAAGAAGAUGGAGCGGUUCUUCUAGAAGAUCGUCAAACACUCUCCUCUGUAGCCAUUGAUGACACCUUCCCAAAGGCUCUUAAAGUAUUUCCAAACCUAAAGAAGUUGGGCAUUAAUUUUAUGGACAAAAUUGGAGGUUUUCCGAAUCUUGAAAUUCUGAGAUUGCGCAAGACCCUCUUCGAGAGCGCGGUGUGGGAGCCGAGGGAGGGGGGAUUCGACCGGCUGCGGCUGCUGCAAGUCCCUUUAGGCAUUGGAGACAUUCUGACAUUGCAAGUGAUCAAUGUGAGAAAAGAGAUCAGUCCUUCUGCUGUGGAGUCUUUGAGGAGAAUCCAAAAGGAUCAGAUUCAAUAUGGGAACCACAUACAAGUUUGCUUCUUCCCAUGA